AUGCAAGUGAGCAGCUUGCUUAUUCCGCGCCGAAGUGAAUGUCUCCAGCCAUGGCUUCCGAGCGCAAUCUCGAAAGCAUUCACUGAAGGUGGUCGGUGUGCUGAUAUGUUUGCCUCCAAGGUACCUUGCAAGUGGUCGGGAAAGGUCGGGUAUGAGAAUUGUUUGCGGAAGGUUUGUACACCUCAUAGUACAGCGCCCAUUGUGCAGUAUAUGCUUCGUGAAGUCUUGCGAAUGUGGCGGAAAGAAGUCUCAUAUAUGAGAUUCACUUGCACCAUGUUUGUACUCUGGUCCGGGGAAGUGUUCGCGAUGGAAGUCUUUUCCGCAUUCGGCAUAUCCAAUCUCUGGCUGAAAAGUUCUAAAUCUGUCAUCAGUGCGGUACUCUUUGCGACUCCUAUCAGUGGCACAUCCGUCUAUACCGCGCAAUGGUGCUAUGGAAGUCGUGCUCGCUCCUGCUCGUAG
This is a messenger RNA of Cercospora beticola, 459 nucleotides long. Lineage: Eukaryota; Fungi; Ascomycota; Dothideomycetes; Mycosphaerellales; Mycosphaerellaceae. The record is from RefSeq and is a predicted model, not a curated record.